Molecule: messenger RNA, 1887 nt
Organism: Peronospora matthiolae
Lineage: Eukaryota; Oomycota; Peronosporomycetes; Peronosporales; Peronosporaceae
Source: the annotation of a GenBank genome assembly
AUGUCGUCCAACAACACCUCGGCCAGUGUCUCCAUCGAUAAGUUCGAUGGGGACAACUACUCAACCUGGUGUCGCUACAUGCGCGGCGUGUUUCUGACGAAGUCAGUCUGGUACGUCGUGAACCGCGAAACGUCUCCAACCUUCACCGACACGCGAGCUUCCGACGAGUACGUCAAGGCGAGCAACAUCGCGUUCGGGUUGAUGUUGCUCCACAUGGACGCCGACUACCACCAUGUGGUCGACAACUGUGAAGAAGCAUGGACAGCGUGGUCGCGGUUGAAGAUGCUCUAUGGUGGGUCGCAGAAGGCGGGACGCAUCUACCUCAAGCGCCAGCUGUUCAGCAUCAAGAUGGCGGAAGGUGCCAACGUCUUGCACCAUUGCAACGAAGUCUUGAACAUCGGCGCCAAGCUCAGCAGCAUCGGUGCCAAGAUGGAAGACGAAGACAUUGCGAUCUGCUUGCUGCUCAGUCUCCCGAAGAGUUUCGAGAACGUGGUUCUGAACUUGGAGAUGAGCAAUGCAGAGCUGCACACGCAAGAUGUGGUCAAGGUGCUGACUAACGAGCACAUCAAGCGACAAGGCGAGAAGAUGACAACGGCAACGACAACGGUGAAGACUGAAGAUGCGACAAAGGCAUUCAGUACCGAGCGCAAGCCCUACCAAUGCACAUACUGCGGCAAGGUGGGUCACACGGCAGAGCGUUGCUGGACGAAGCAAAAGGAUGAAAGUCGAGGAGCCCAACGCGGCGGCAAUGGUCGUGGACGCGGGGCAAACAAUGUCCAGUGGCGACAUUAUGAUGAAGGCAACAGCUACGAUCGAGUGGCGUUUGCAGUUUCGUUCGAAUGCGGAGUUUCGACGAACAAGAAUGGACCAGGAAUGUGGGCCGUUGACAGCGGGGCAACACAUCACAUCUGCCACGACAAGUUCAAGUUUGCAAGUUUGGUCGAAGGCAAUGAUGGCGAGAUCCUGGUGGCUGAUGGCAACAAGGCGGCCAUCAAAGGUGUGGGGACCAUCGUGGAAAAGGUGAUUCUGCCAAACGGGGAAGAGCGCGAGAUCGAGAUCAAGAACGCGCUCUAUGUGCCCAGCAUGAGCAAAAAUCUGCUCUCGGUGCCGCAGAUUAACAAGCACGGCAGCUUCCAAGUGGUGUUUGACGGGGAUACGAUGUACGUCGCUCGCAAGGAUUCCAAUCAAGUGGUGGCAGCUGCGGAUCUUGUAGACGGACUCUACUGGCUUCGCACGACGCAGCGAUCGGCCAAUGCGACAUCACUCAGCAACGCUGUUGAUCUACAUGCGCGAAUGGGCCAUGCUCCAGUCGACGUGCUUCGCAGGAUGGUGACAAGCCACAUGAUCAAGGACGCUCACAUCCCUUCCAAGCCGAAUGGAUCAAGUGUGUGUCGAGGAUGCCAAGAAGGGAAGAUGGUCCAAAAACCAUUCCCGAGCAACCGUGACAAGCGCACCUACAACACCUUCGAGAUGCUCCACUUCGACAUCUGCGGACCCAUGGAAGAAAAAUCUCUGGGUGGCAGCAAGUAUCUGCUGCUGAUCGUGGAUGAAGCCAGCGGAUGCAUGAAGGGUUUUUGUCUGCAUUCCAAGUCAGAGAGCGAAGAGUGCAUCAAGAAGUACAUCACGAUGAUACAGACACAGUUCAACAAGAAGGUCAAAUUUGUGCGACACGAUGGAGCCCGCGAGUUUGCGACGAACUCGCUCCAAGAUUUCUACGAAGUCGAAGGCAUCGAGCAACAAACCACGGUGCCAUACGCACAUCAAGCCAAUGGAACUGCUGAACGCGCGAUUCGAACUAUCGUCACCAUCGGUCGUAGCAUGCUCCAUCAUGCCAAGUUGGACAAGUGCUUCUGGGCUGAAGCGGCAAUGACUUGGCCGUCUAUGUGA